GAGAUUACAACCUCUGAACUAAAGAGGUACACUAUUGCAUGCCCUCUGAAUUUUACUGCAGAUAUGAAAGGCAACGAUGGUAUUCUGUAACGGAGGUGCAGUGGGCCAUUGGCUAGUUGGGCAACUAUCUUACAUAAUACUGAAAAUAUCAGAUUAGAUGUUGAAGUAGCUUCUGCCUCUGCCCUCUUUCUGAUUCUGGAAUCAGCUAAAGCAAUAGCAAAUCCCACUGUAGAUUUUGGAGCUGGUAAAAGGCCUUUGAAUCAUGCCAACCUCUGUGAUAUCAUUUUAUCAACCCAAAUUUGGGCAGAUUCAUUGCCCAUUCUUUUCCAACAUGUCCAUCCCAAGACACCGAACCCCGCAUAAAGGCAAAGCUGCCGCUGCCAGAUGUUGUCAACGAAGGAUGGACGCUAAACCGGGAGAACAUGACAAGAAUUACUACACGUUGCUUGGAGUUUCAAUUGAUUCAACUUCUCAACAAAUCAAAGAAGCUUAUUGGAAACUCCAAAAGAAAUAUCAUCCUGAUAUUGCAGGUCAAAAGGGUCAUGAUCGUGCCCUGUUGAUGAAUGAGGCCUAUAAGGUUCUCAUGAGUAGGGAUAUGAGGAGACAGUAUAAUGCUUCUAUUGGGUGGUUUCAGAAUUCAUUCGGAAAAGACGCAUCUGGUGUCGAUUAUAGUGUGUGGAAUGGUCCCUUGAGACCCCAAGCACUGUUUGUUGACCAGAAUGCCUGUAUAGGUUGCAGAGAAUGCGUCUACCAUGCUAGAAACACGUUCACUAUGGAUGAAUCUCUGGGAUGUGCACGUGUUAAAGUUCAAUAUGGAGAUGAUGAAACAGAAAUUCAGGUCUCAGUUGACUUGUGUCCUGUGAACUGUAUCUACUGGGUAGAUGCAGAAGAAUUGCAAGUGCUUGAGUACCUAAUUCAACCUCAUCCUAAGAAAGGAUAUGGUAUAUAUGGCCAAGGAUGGGAGAGACCUACCAACGUUUUCAUGGCUGCAGAAGCCUUCAAGAAGCAGCUAAAGCAGCAGGCAGCAAACCGCCAAAAAUAAGGUAAGCUGAUCGACCAGCUUAAUGAUAAAGACCCAAAAAUUAUUAAGAAUUAGGACCUGGGCAAAGAGUAAUCCUCCUAUUAGUUAGUAAAGCAGAAGACUCAGCAUUUCACAGGUAUCAAUGCUAUCGAGGAAUUGAACAAUUAUGACGUAGCUACACUUACAAGUACAAGACAAAAUUCACUUGUUCAGAUGAAAGUUGAGGUACUUUUAUCACUUGAUAAGAUAGACUUGCACAAUGUUGUACAGAAAAAUAAUCCAACAAAUACAAUUUUUCUA
Messenger RNA from Coffea eugenioides, 1321 nucleotides. Its product is annotated as chaperone protein dnaJ C76, chloroplastic-like. Bases 263 to 1042 code for a protein of 259 amino acids. The transcript is spliced from 6 exons. The record is from RefSeq and is a predicted model, not a curated record. Lineage: Eukaryota; Viridiplantae; Streptophyta; Magnoliopsida; Gentianales; Rubiaceae.